UCUGGCGACUAGGGGGCUGAGAUUAUUGCACUUUCAUCUUCUCAGGGCAGGCGGAGCCCUGAGCCUCCCUUCCUAACUGUUAGAAGAAACCUCGCGGGCCCAGCCCAGCCCAGCCCAGCCCCUGCUUAGAUCUAGGCGGUCCAGCUGGGAACAGCGGCCAGGUCUUUUGGUAAGGUUUGUGAUCUGUGAAUAUGCCUGUUAACAAGGCAUCCACGAGCAAUGAAUUGCAAAUAACAUCUCCAUCUUACCGCAAACAAGCCUUAAAAUUAAAUUUUCAAAAUUUAAAUAGAAAAAAGACUCAAGCACCAAGGCCAUCAUUUUCAAUCACAAAUGAAUUCAUCUUGAAAUUCAAUCAAACAAAAAAUUCCACGGAGAACAAAGAAUUGUUAGAAGUAGCUAGAAAAAACAUUCUAAAAUGUAAGAGAAAACUGGGUCUCAAAACCUUGGGCUCCGGGCCGCACGUCUACCUUCCUGCUGCGUGGACGGAGGUGAUUUACCUGGCUCAGUGCAAAGGAGAAAUCCAAGAUGAAGCCUUAAAUAUGCUUUAUGCUUCCCUGGACCACGCUUGCUUUGAUUAUGAUCAUCUGCCUGCCUUGUUUUUUGUUGCGGAAUCCAUUUUACAUAAACUGUGCUGCGAUGCAUCCCUGAAGACGUACUUAUAUUCAGUGGAAAUAAAGCUGGCAAAGAUUGGCUAUUUGGUUUUCUUACGACUUUUUAUAUUUUUCCUGCAUGGUUACCUAGAAAAUUUUAAACAACAUUUACUUAGGCUUCAACCAUAUUUAUGCGCACUUUCUUUCUGCGAAGAAUCAUAUCACAAGUAUCCAAACAUCUUUUCAAAUGUGCAAUUCAUCCUGAAAACCUCAGAAAUUAUAUGUAAAAGAGAAGUGCCUUCUGAAUCAAUCUUUGGCCCUGUGGAGAGAUAUGAGAACACAGAUUCCAAUAAGAAACAUUUGCAACCUAAUCGAGGAUAUCAAGUUAGCCACCUGCUCUGGCACUGUGUUUCUGCGUGGUCUUGUGUUCAGAGUAACAGUCCUCGGCUCAAUAAAGUGCUUAAACAUCUCCUCUUUCACAAAACACAGCUUCGAAAGAAUUGCUGGUUGGAUUCAGGGCUGGCUCUGUUGAUCCUUGGGGAGGCUGCCAAAUUAAACAUGGCCUGCUUGAAAGCUUUAAUGGACAUAGUGAGAGAUUUUCUUUCAAGAAUUAUGUCUGUUCAGAAUCAGGAAAAAAGCUGCAAGGUGGAUGAUUUUUCCUGGGCCUGGAAUAUAGUGUACCUAUACACGACGAUUCUUGCAGAAAUCUGCUUGUUUGCAGCAACUUCUGAUUUGCGAAAAACUGCUUUUGUUGGUUUCUGUAAAUGUCAAAGUUCACAAAAAAAUAUUUUACUCAUGGAAAAAUCAGAAAAACAGCCAGAAUUAUGUGAAACAAGUAUUUUAGGACUUUUGGAAUAUUUCUCUUCAACAAUAUCAGAUAAUUGUGAUCAAGUGGUCUGGAUUGGAUACUAUGGCCUAGUGUAUAACCUGGUGAAAAUGUCAUGGGAACUUCAUAGAGAUGAGGGACAGGAUGGAUUUAAAAACAUAACGUGGCAGACACUGCAGAAAAUAAAAGAUAAUGAGAAAGAUACACGAAUCCAAAGUGCAAUUCAUAUAGCUCAGGCUGAGUUAAAUGAUCCUACUGAUCCUUUCAGUAGGUAUAGUACAAAAGUUUCAUCAAAUGUACAGGAAGAAGUUUUCACCAAAUAUAUUGGAUGGAGAAUUGCCAAUGCAUUUUCCAAACUAUUCUUUGACUCCACCGAUGUCCGGGUCCCUCCUUUGAAAAAGUCAUCUAUAAAACAGGAUCAAAUGGAAGAUCUGACUAAAAAAACAGAGUCCAUGAAAAAGAGAGUUCUGCGUUUCACUGUAAGAGCUAUCUGUGCUGAUGGUUACAGAUCCAGGUCUUGCAUUUUAACUGCUGUCAAGUGUUCAAGUGUGUGGCUAAAACUCGGAUCACCUGUUCAGCUACAAAUGGGCAAUUGGGUAAUUCCAACUUACCAGUGUUACAAUGACUAUUCUAUCUGGCUCAUAAUUCUUCGGGAACAUGGGUAAGAGCUUCCCAGGGAGAUGGACCUAGGAGGACGAAUUGUUGAGUCACAGAAUGUGUGUUCAGCUUCACGAGCUAUUGCCAAAUUUUUCUUAAAAAUGAUUGUAUAAUUUGUAGAGCAAUGUGUAGAAGAUUCCUGCUAAUCCUAAUUUUUGCCAAAAUCUAAGAUUUAAAUUACAUGACUAGAUGUGAAACGGUGUCCCAGUGUUGCUGUGAUUUGCGUCACUUACCACUCCUGUGAUUGUGAAUCUCUAAUGAGGAUAACUGGCUAUUUUGAUACCCUCUGUAGUGAGUACUUAGCUAUAUCCUGUGCCAUUUUUCUACUGUGUUAUUUGACUUUUUUCUCGUUAAUUUUAUUUCUUAACUUAAAAUUUAAAUAUUUCUGCAAUUUUUACUCAAAGUGUAA
Nycticebus coucang (slow loris) is the source of this 2482-nucleotide messenger RNA. RefSeq names its product transmembrane protein 232 (gene TMEM232). Bases 192 to 2081 code for a protein of 629 amino acids. Lineage: Eukaryota; Metazoa; Chordata; Mammalia; Primates; Lorisidae. The record is from RefSeq and is a predicted model, not a curated record. The transcript has 13 exons.